CCUCCCUUUUCCCGAUUUCUACCCUUCCACUACAAUUUUCCACUGCGAUUUGUCCAUUUCUGAUUUCAUUUCCACAAACUCCAAUUUUCCACUGCGAUUUGUCCAUUUCUGAUUUCAUUUCCACUAACGCCAUUUUCUCCCAAUUUAAUUGCACACUUUCUUCAUCCUAGGAAAAAUUGCAAAAAGGUCACUCUUUUUGAGAGAGAGAGGAAGAAAGAGGAAAGUGGUGAGAUAAAAACCAACCCAUUCUCGAGGAGGAACAUCAAAUUUCCCCUGUUUUUCUCUCCCAAUUUUGUCUUUUUCUUUUUGGAGGAGUCUAAAAAAAUUCAUAAUCUUUUUCUUUCUCUCCUCUUUCCUCCGCUUAUUUAUGAUCACGACUUUUGAUGUGUAUGCAAUCGCGGAGGAGGAAGGAAGAGCCAUUUCUAGAGCCACUUCAUAUUGUAUAAGCAAAUGUGAGUGCAAUAUCAAGAUUGAGCCUUUUUUAUAAACAGAAACUCUAUGUUUGCUUUGUUGAGAUUGAGAAGAAUCCAAUGCUAGUUCAUAUUGUUAACAGUUAAGCAACUGUGUUAUGCAAUAAUUAUAAAUAUGGAUGCUUUGUUUGGUUGUUGAUUUUUAAUAUUGAGCAGAAUCCAAAAUAGUUCAUGUUGAUAAGAAAAAUAGCACAAUUGUUGUGUCCAUUGUGAUUUUAUGUGAAAUAUAAUUCUUGGUUCCAACUGAAGCAAGCAUUGUUAAAGAUGUGGAGAGUCCGAUGGUCGUUCCUAGGGCUCGAUUUGAGGGCGUUGCUCUUCCUAUGUUUAGUCAUUCCCUCGGGCAUAUACCUCCACGGCCAGAAGAUAACCUAUUUCCUCCGGCCAUUGUGGGAGUCCCCUCCGAAGCCCUUCAUAACGCUAACUCAUUACUACCAUGAGAAUGUGUCGAUGGAGACUCUCUGCAGGCUUCACGGGUGGGGGCUCCGGGACUUCCCUAGGCGCGUCUAUGACGCUGUCCUCUUCAGCAACGAGGUCGACAUGCUCAAGAUCCGCUGGAACGAGAUGUAUCCUUACAUCUCGCAGUUUGUGCUCCUUGAGGCCAACUCCACCUUCACUGCCCUCCCAAAGCCCCUCAACUUUGCCUUAAACCGAGACAAGUUCAAAUUCGUUGAGCCUAGGCUGACCUAUGGGACGAUUGGUGGGCGGUUCAGGCGAGGCGAGAACCCCUUCGUUGAGGAGGCGUACCAGAGGCUGGCCCUCGACCAGCUGCUGAGGAUCGCUGGGAUAGAGGAUGACGACCUCCUUGUCAUGUCGGAUGUUGAUGAGAUCCCUAGCCGGCACACCAUUGAUCUACUGAGAUGGUGUGAUAACAUCCCUCCGGUUCUUCACCUCCAGCUGAAGAACUACCUCUACUCGUUUGAGUUCUUGUAUGAUCUCCGAAGCUGGAGGGCCUCGGUCCACAGGUACCAAAGGGGGAAGACGAGGUAUGCUCAUUACCGCCAGACGGACUACCUCUUGGCGGACUCUGGCUGGCACUGUAGCUUCUGCUUUCGUUACAUAAGCGACUUCAUCUUCAAGAUGAAGGCGUAUAGCCACACGGAUCGAGUGAGAUUCGCUCACUACCUGAGCCCGAAGAGGAUUCAAGAAGUGAUCUGCAAAGGGGCUGAUUUGUAUGAUAUGAUACCGGAGGAGUACACAUUUAGAGACAUCAUCGGGAAGAUGGGCCCGAUUCCUCACUCUCACUCGGCUGUUCAUCUGCCCUCGUUCCUGCUGGAGAAUGUGGACGAAUACAAGUACCUUCUACCCGGGAACUGCAUAAGGGAGAGUGGCUGAGGGCGGUGAGCUUCGAUUCUUGCUAUGAUUAGGCAAUGGGCAAGGGAGACUAGUGUAUGUAGGUGAUCUUCAUACGAGAGCUAGACACAUUCGGUUUUUGGUUCGAAUUGAAAGAUGCACUCUCUGUGUCUCGCUUGCUCGCUUUGUUUGCUGGCUUUGGCAAUGUGUAUGUUCAUACCCACUAACUCCCCAGUGAUUGAUGUUUAUCCCAUGACAACCCAUCUUACCUUUACCCCUCCUACAAAAUUAGUCGCACCUAUCUUUUUAUCUUCCUCCGCCACUCCCUCACGUUCUUGGAUAUGAGAAGGGAGUAAACAACUUUCUGUUUCUGUGCGCAGAGAAGAAACAGAAAUUUCAACUUUUCACUAAAAGCCACAUCUUUCUCUCAC
Messenger RNA from Salvia splendens (bonfire salvia), 2191 nucleotides. Its product is annotated as beta-1,4-mannosyl-glycoprotein 4-beta-N-acetylglucosaminyltransferase. The transcript has a single exon. Gene Ontology annotation, molecular function: beta-1,4-mannosylglycoprotein 4-beta-N-acetylglucosaminyltransferase activity. The record is from RefSeq and is a predicted model, not a curated record. NCBI's taxonomy places the organism in Eukaryota, Viridiplantae, Streptophyta, Magnoliopsida, Lamiales, Lamiaceae. Gene Ontology annotation, cellular component: membrane. The coding region runs from base 735 to 1802 and encodes 355 amino acids. Gene Ontology annotation, biological process: N-acetylglucosamine metabolic process.